Molecule: messenger RNA, 2634 nt
Organism: Phytophthora nicotianae INRA-310
Lineage: Eukaryota; Oomycota; Peronosporomycetes; Peronosporales; Peronosporaceae
Exons: 7
Coding region: 1-2634 (877 amino acids)
Biological process (GO): potassium ion transport
Cellular component (GO): membrane
Molecular function (GO): voltage-gated potassium channel activity
Source: RefSeq, a predicted model, not a curated record
AUGGGUAGUAUGAAGGGGCCGAGCAGCGACAUCAGCGCGUGUAGUCGUGUGGUACCUGAAGGCGAGACAGCAAUCAGAGAAGCUUUGACUACGUCUCCAGUCGACAAUGGUAUUUCCACGCCAGAGCAGGAGGCAGAUGUUUUGUCAAAACUCGUGUCACCGUUAGUUCCCCACGAUGCAGCACUAGUAACAUCGGAUGAGCACUGUCCGAGUGCAACAACAGAUCCGAAUAUCUGUUUGGGACCUGUGCUGCCAGAUAUUCGCGUGCCUCCAGUACAAGAAAAUGAAAGAAAUGAGGAAACGAACGAUGCAGCUCGAAAACAAAUCCGGCAAACCAAUGACCCAUCCAUCGAAACGAUAAAAGCGAUAGAGUUUACCGAAGAAGCCAACAAACGGCGGAGUUGGAAGGUGGUCGGCAAACUUGCGGUGAUGGCCAAGUCGAUGAAUGCCCACUCGAUCGAUAUUUACCACGAUCGAAAGCUCAACACAAGCCGCUUUAUGAUUCACCCCAACUCGAAGUUGCGCAGAGCAUGGGAAGCGACGACUGUGUGUUUGGUUCUCUAUGUCUGCGUGAUGAUUCCGUUCAUUAUCGGGUUCCAGUUUGUCGAUUGGAGUCAUUUGAACGGCAUGAACACUUUUAUCGAUGUCUACUUUAUCACAGAUAUGGUUAUGACAUUGCGCACGGGUAUUGUUUCAAAUGGCGAGGUGGUGAUGGAUCCCAAGAGAGUCGCGAAAAAGUAUUUCCAUUCGUGGUUCAUCGUUGACCUCAUCUCCAACUUCCCGCUUGUGCUGUUUGUCCAAUCUUCCGGCAAAUCUUUGAAAAUUGUAAAACUUCAAAAGAUCCCCAAACUGCUGCGAAUCGGUCGAUUGCUGAAAUAUCUCCGCGAAUAUGCCAAGUACUACAAUCUCAUUGUCAGCUUUCUGGGUCUUGCUAUGGGAUUGCAUCUUUUCGCAUGCAUAUGGGCGAGUUUGUUCAACGAAUGCUACGAUUUCCACGGUGAACUCGUUUGCACCGAAGAAGAGUUGGCACCUAUGUACGUCCAAUGCGUUCAUACCAUCAUGCUCAUGUUUUUCGGAAUUGGCGAAAGCACCACAUAUUCGAACAUCGCAAGAUUAAAAAAUCCCGAGCUUAACGCGAACAUCGAGCUCUACUAUAUGAGCAUCACUGUGUUCAUGUUAGGAACCAUUUUUUCGUCCUUCCUCUUUGGCAACAUUCUUGCUCUGCUCAUGAGUUGGGACCAGCAAAAAGCCCAAUUCCGUAACCGAAUGGACAUGAUUAAAGCCGAAAUGAAGUACUACGAACUACCAGAGGAGCUGCAGCAUCGUGUUCGCAGGAAUUACGAUUAUCUCUGGAUCAACCAACGCGCAUAUUCCGACAUGAUGCUAUUGAACCAGCCCGGUAUUUCCAAGCCGCUCAAAACGACUAUCGCGUUGCAUUUGUACAAAGAUUUGGUAAAAACUGUACCGUUCUUCGCUGGAUCCGACUCGCGGUUUUUGGGCAAAGUGUGUCUCGCCUUGGAAACAGCAGUGUAUUUACCUGGAGACACGAUCAUUUACUGCGAUGAUAUCGGCAAAGAGAUGUUCAUCGUUCGCAAAGGUCUCGUCGAGAUCUUGAUUGACCCUGAGAACUCGGAGAAGCGAAUUUAUUUACGAGACGGAAACUUCUUUGGAGAGACAGCACUUGUCAUCGACGUGCGUCGUACAAACACUGUUCGCGCCGUCAACAUCUGCGAUCUCAAUGUACUAAGCAAGCACGCGUUUAACGAGAUCGCUGCAGAGUAUCCAGAGUUCGGUGAGCGCAUGAAGCGGACAGUGAUCAAGCGCCAACUUGAUAACAUGAACAUCCAGUCUCCUACUGAGAAGGCUAAAAUACACAAUCAGCUCACUUUGGUAGUGGAAAAGUCACUUAAACAGCGUCGAAUGUCCGUGUCGCUACGUACCAUCUAUCGUGCCAAGAAGCUGGGAGACAAACUUAAAGAAAUUGCUGACCGUGCAUCCAAGCCUGUUCGACGCUUUUCGCGUGCCGUUGCUCCUCGACAAGCCCGUAUCCGUCCUUCUCAACGAGAAGACUCGCACUUUAAGUCGUCUAUGGAAUCAUCUUUUGCGGAUAGCACUCGAGACUUAGCUCAGUUUUCCAGGCCAGUAAGUGGCUCCAGUUCUCGGAACUUGUUCCCGAAGCGACCGACAGUGACGCAUCGAAUGAAUUCUGGGCUUUCACGACAAGCUUCCCAGUCAGGAGCUACAGAGACAACUGGUCCUCGACGAACUAUCGAUUCCGGACCACGACGCACAGAAGUACCGUCAGAUUUGAUCCCGUCAGCCUUGGCUCAAAUCACAACAAUGGUCGAACAGAUCCGGCAGACAACAGAGUUGUUGAGUCUUCGGUUGGGAGCAGUUGACGACUAUGAUGAAGAAGAAGAAGAUGACGACUUUGACGAGGACACAUACAGCGAAGACAUGUCGUUUAACCUUCGUGAUACGCCACCGUUUCCUCCUUUGACAGAGGAAUCUGAAGAGGAAAUGGCACGUCGCGAGAGCAACAGCAUCUUUGUUCCGAACGCACAAAAUUCGAGUAGAAAUAGCUCGAGGAAUUCCAGUCGCUUGUUCGGGGACAAGAGGGGGAGCGAUUCAUAG